Molecule: messenger RNA, 5433 nt
Organism: Ictidomys tridecemlineatus (thirteen-lined ground squirrel)
Lineage: Eukaryota; Metazoa; Chordata; Mammalia; Rodentia; Sciuridae
Gene: Nol10
Product: nucleolar protein 10
Biological process (GO): maturation of SSU-rRNA from tricistronic rRNA transcript (SSU-rRNA, 5.8S rRNA, LSU-rRNA)
Cellular component (GO): nucleus; 90S preribosome; small-subunit processome
Molecular function (GO): protein binding
Source: RefSeq, a predicted model, not a curated record
GCCGGCCGCCGCACGCCGUGCGCCGGAUCGCGUCGCCCUCGGGUUCUCUUGGGGUGCUGCUCAGGUGUCGGAGGAGCUGGGACUGCGGCAGGUGCCGUCGCUUCUUGGUGCAGCCAUGCAGGUCUCCAGCCUCAACGAGGUGAAGAUUUACAGUCUCAGUUGCGGCAAGUCCCUUCCCGAGUGGUUGUCUGAUAGGAAAAAGAGAGCACUGCAGAAGAAAGAUGUUGAUGUCCGUAGGAGAAUUGAACUUAUUCAGGAUUUUGAAAUGCCUACUGUGUGUACCACUAUUAAGGUGUCAAAAGAUGGACAAUAUAUUUUAGCAACUGGAACAUAUAAACCCCGGGUUCGGUGUUAUGACACCUAUCAGUUAUCCUUGAAGUUUGAAAGGUGUUUAGAUUCCGAAGUUGUCACCUUUGAAAUUUUAUCAGAUGACUAUUCAAAGAUUGUCUUCUUACAUAAUGAUAGAUAUAUUGAAUUUCAUUCACAAUCAGGUUUUUACUACAAAACCAGAAUACCAAAGUUCGGGAGAGAUUUCUCUUAUCACUAUCCAUCCUGUGAUUUGUACUUUGUUGGUGCAAGCUCUGAAGUUUACAGAUUAAAUUUAGAACAAGGACGAUAUCUGAAUCCUCUACAAACUAAUGCUGCGGAGAACAAUGUUUGUGACAUAAAUUCAGUGCAUGGCUUGUUUGCCACAGGAACAAUUGAGGGUCGAGUGGAGUGCUGGGACCCAAGAACUCGAAAUAGAGUUGGCCUGUUAGACUGUGCGUUAAAUAGUGUCACAGCAGAUUCAGAGAUAAACAGUUUACCAACCAUCUCUGCUUUGAAAUUUAAUGGUGCUUUGACCAUGGCAGUUGGAACAUCUACAGGGCAGGUUUUAUUAUAUGAUCUUCGUUCUGAUAAGCCACUGCUAGUUAAAGAUCACCAGUAUGGUCUACCCAUUAAGUCAGUUCAUUUCCAGGAGUCAUUAGAUCUGAUUUUGUCUGCAGACUCUCGAAUUAUCAAAAUGUGGAAUAAGAACUCAGGGAAAAUAUUUACUUCCUUGGAACCAGAACAUGACCUUAAUGAUGUUUGCCUGUAUCCCAACUCAGGAAUGCUUUUCACUGCCAAUGAAACCCCCAAGAUGGGCAUCUAUUACAUUCCGGUUUUGGGUCCUGCUCCGCGGUGGUGUUCCUUCUUAGACAACUUGACGGAAGAAUUAGAAGAGAACCCAGAAAGCACAGUUUAUGAUGAUUACAAAUUUGUCACCAAGAAAGAUCUUGAAAAUUUAGGACUUACACAUCUCAUUGGAUCACCUUUUCUUCGGGCAUAUAUGCAUGGAUUUUUCAUGGAUAUAAGACUAUAUCAUAAGGUGAAAUCGAUGGUAAAUCCGUUUGCUUAUGAAGAAUAUAGGAAAGAUAAAAUUCGACAGAAGAUAGAAGAAACACGUGCACAGAGAGUCCAAUUAAAGAAAUUGCCAAAAGUUAACAAAGAACUCGCUCUUAAAUUGAUAGAGGAAGAAGAAGAGAAACAAAAAUCUACAUGGAAAAAGAAAGUUAAGAACCUUCCUAGUAUUCUCACCGAUGACCGAUUUAAAGUUAUGUUUGAGAACCCUGACUUCCAAGUAGAUGAAGAAAGUGAAGAAUUUAGGCUUUUGAAUCCACUUGUUUCAAAAAUUAGUGAGAAAAGGAAGAAGAAACUAAGACUCUUAGAGGAACAAGAACUUCGUGAAAAAGAAGAGGAGGAAGAACCAGAAGGAAAACCCAGCGAUGCAGAGAGUUCCGACAGUUCAGAUGAUGAGAAAGACUGGGUGGAAGAAGUCAGGAGGCAGCGCAGACUCCUGCGGCAGGAGGGAAAGGGGACAUGGCAGCACCAGGUCCAGGAGGACCAGCAGACAGUCCUGCAGCCCCAGUUCUAUGAGAUCAAAGCAGGGGAAGAGUUCAGAAGCUUCAAGGACUCAGCCACAAAGCAGAAGCUGAUGAACAAAACCCUUGAAGAUCGUUUGAAACUUGAAGCCAAAAAUGGGACAUUGAAUGUAUCAGACACCACUGUUGGCAGCAAACAGUUGACAUUCACAUUAAAGAGGUCAGAACAGCAGAAGAAGCAGCAGGAGGCUGAGAAGCUGCAUCGAUUAGAGAGGAAGAAACUCCGUCGUUCUGCCGGUCACUUGCGGUCCAAACCCAGAAGAGGUCGGUCGCGGCAUUGAGCGUGGAAAUGGCCUGCAUGUGAUUCGGAGGGUCUUCCUAACUGAUCCUCUUGAGGACAUGAAGUCAGAUGAGGGAGUGCAAGUGCUCAAGCCUCACAUCAGGGCUGGUGUGUACUGGUCAAAGUUUGAUGCCAGGUCUGCCAUUCCGCCACUCAGUAGCCCCCAGGGUGCUUUUUCUAAGUUGUCACUCCUUAUAAUAUUGUUCUUUUCACGCUUAAUCAAGUAAACCAGGUGGUUAUUUUUAAUGUUUUUAAAGGUGUGUCAUGAAAUGAACAGUUUUCCUGUGCAGUAAAAAAGAUUUAUCAUGUUCUAGGGGUUUUUUCCUCAUCCUGUCUACUGCCAUUCUCCAGUUAGCCACCUAGAAAGACUGUUCCCAUGUUACCUGGUGCCUGUGUAUUGACCUUGUUUGAGUUGAUAAGUUGGUAUUGACAGGUCAUUUUCUGGCUUAUAUAUUAGUUUGGGAUAUUUUAAAACUAUUUUUAUAGCAACAGCAUAAAUUAAUUUUAAUAAUAAUAAAAAAGAAAUGGAAGCUACUGGUUAUUCUUUUAACUUGAUACAAGAUUGAGUAGGUUCCCCGCCUCACCCCGAGCCCCCAUACAAUUAGAGAUAAGCUUGCUGGAGGAAACAUGUCAAAAAAUAAGCAUAUCUGAAAUCCCAGCAGCUCAGGAGGCUGAGGCAAGAGGAUUGCAAGUUUGAAGCCAGCCUGGGAGACUUAGUAAGACCCUGUCUCAAAAUAAAAAAGAAAAAGGAGACUAUGGCAUAGCUCAACAGUAGAGUGCUUACCCAGCGUGCUUGAGGCCCUGGGUUUCAUCCCCAGCAACCCAAAAACAAAAAAGUAAAUAAAAAGGGCUAAGGACGUCUCUUGGUAGUAGAGAAUCCCUGGGGUCAAUCCUCAAAACCAGAAUAAAAUAAAUAAAAUAUUUUCAUUCAGAUAGCUUCUUUUAGAAAAAGACCCAUUCCUUAAAUUAAUUUGAAACUAACUUUGGUUCUGUAGUUCUUCACAUGUUGUGGUCUUAAAAGAUGUUUUUAUGGAGGUUUUGUUUUUGUUCUUAUGUACAAGCAAAAUUGUGUGAGUCUUUGGACUAUCGUGGAUAGAGUUCUCCUUGAAAUGGCGUGGGCCACGAGGGCAGGGUUCGUGCCUGUCCCCAUGCUCUGGGACGCAUGGCUUCAGGAGCCCCUCGGGCAGGCUGUAGGACUCAGUCGGCCCUCUCCCCGUCUUUCCUCCCCGUCAUCUCUGCUGCUGCAUGCAGGCUCCCCAGGCAGAGGACAUGUGGGUCAUAUGUCCACUUCUAUGGCCUGUGAAGUGCUGUCAGGCACAGUGGGGAUGUGGACAGGCGCAGUCACCAGACCACCCGCCCAAGCUGCAGUUCUGGAGUCCUCUGGCUAUUUCAGUCCCUGCGGCCACUGCUUUCCUGUCCUUCAUCUUCCCCUGAAGCUCCUAUCCACGCUCCACCCGAGGUCAGGACCUCGGCCUCCAGUUCUCCUCAGUUUCCCACACGGCUUCCUCCAGGGGUGGGAGCUUAGAAGACCUUGGAGAGGGAGUCGCAGGGUGGGACGGUGCUGCAGGUUCAGUUCCCGAGCCCAGGCUCCUCCCAGGCCCUCUUCCCUCCUUCCUUGGGGACCUCCUUGUUCUCUAGUGACAGGUCCAGGAGCUGUGCUGCACUUAGCAGAGGGCAUGCGUCCACUCCAUUCAAGAGGCUCCUGUGAAUCAGAGACAGACCUGCAGCAGAGUUCAGGGACUGAUUCUGGACCUGGAGGCUGGUGGCAUGGGCAAGGCUGGGAUUUGGCCCCACUGACCAGGGUUGAACCAGCUUUGUCAAGGAUGCUCUUUCAGGCACCUCUGCACCUGUGAAGGCCCCUGACCCCAGAGGAGAUGAGGCUAGAGGCCUUCCGGCCGCAGAGGGAGCACCCUGUACAGCCCACGGUACUCCAGCCCCAGAAGCUCCUCCCACACCCUCCACCUACCUCAGGCCACACAUGCACCUCUAAGCCCAACUGUCUUUUUUUUUUUUUUUUAAUAUUUUUUAGUUGUAAUUGGACUCAGUAUUUUAUUUAUUUGUUUUUAUAUGGUGCUGAGGAUCGAACCCAGGGCUUCGCACGUGCUGGGCAAGCGCUCUGCCCCUGAGCCACAACCCAGCCCCCAACGGUCUUUAAAACCUGGGUUUUCAAGAGCAGAAGUUCCUCUCUGCUUUGGUUCUGGGGAAUCCCUGGAGGGCAGCUGGAGGGACUGAGCCGAGUCUGUGGUGGACAAUCGAGAACUUGCUGACCAGCAGUCCCAUAAAUACGCCUUCCAGGCCCCAUUGCUCCCGCUUAUUGCCCUGAUUUUUCUACCUAUUGAUCCCUUAAAACAGACCUCCUCCUCAGGAUGAUCCCUGCAGUGGCUGGCAAUCCACAGGCCUUUGACAUUUCCUGUUCUAAAAUUGUUAGGCACAUUUUGUACCCUGCUCCAUCAUUUUUCUAUGCCUGUGAUACAUUAGUUGCCAGCCUCAGAAAAUGGCCUUGUUUCUCCUGGGUCUGUGUCAGCAAGGUGUCCCCAGGGGUGUUCAUGAAGUAGCAGGAGAAGCUCGGCCGUAAACCUGGGUCACAGGGGCUGGUUCCUGUGUUAGCACCACGCUGGGGUUCUAAGUGGCACUCUUGUUUCUGCCUCAGAGCCAUGGCUGACUCUGAUGCCACACACCUGGAACCUGAGUCUCUUUAUUUACCCCAGUUGUUGACUUUGGGAGAGGGGAAGGUGGUGGAAAGGGCGUGGCGGGACAUGAGGACUCAGGUUAGUUCUGAUCUCCCUGCAGUUGGCGGUCUCAGACCCUCGAGGUCUGCUCUGGACUCGCAGGCCUUUCUCUACAACGUGCACCUUGUACUUAAAUUAGAAAGUGUCAUUGAAAAUGAAUUAUUUUUAUCAAAGUGACAUGUACCCAUCAUAAAUUCAUCCCCCUCCCCAGAGGUAACUUGUAACAUGGUAAUAAGAUGCAUUCUGUAGACAACAGGACACACAUCUGUUUUGAUAAUGUAUAUGGUGUCACCUUACGAGUGCUGUUCUGCAGCUUGAUUUUGUAACUAAUGUACAUUUUCCCAAGUUGGAACCUAUAUUGGGAAACCUGCCUCAGUCUUCUCUAUGAGCUUCAGGGUGUUUCACUAUAUGACUGAACUGUAAUUUAACUCUGCCUGCUUAUGAUUCACCCUAAAAAAUGUAAAGAAAAGACCUUUUAAAAAUCCCUUGUAUAAUGAAUAAAACUUAUUUUUUUUUAAAUGAA